Phragmites australis (common reed) is the source of this 3260-nucleotide messenger RNA. RefSeq names its product protein STRUBBELIG-RECEPTOR FAMILY 3-like. Gene Ontology annotation, biological process: protein phosphorylation. The transcript has 19 exons. Gene Ontology annotation, molecular function: protein kinase activity; ATP binding; protein binding. The record is from RefSeq and is a predicted model, not a curated record. The coding region runs from base 530 to 2887 and encodes 785 amino acids. NCBI's taxonomy places the organism in Eukaryota, Viridiplantae, Streptophyta, Magnoliopsida, Poales, Poaceae.
UUCCUGCCCCUAGCUGCUCCGCCUGCGCACACAACACAGUCACAACUCGCACACGCUCCCGCUGUGCCACACCGCGCGCCUCGCUUGCCCCAGUCAUUCCCAAUCCCCUUCCCGUCCUCGACGGAUUGCUGCCAGCAGGCAGAUAGAUCUUGUGCCCAACCAUCUCUUUCCUCCCCCUCUCGUCGUCUAUUUUCGUCUCCACCGAGCAAAUCCUUAGCGGCCAAGUCUUCGAGCUCGGGGAGUUUUAAACGUGUCCAGGAGAGUGUCUCCCGAGAAAAGGAGGACCGCACUCGCUACUGCUGGUCGCUUGCUUUCGGUGAAAGCGGCGGCGGCGGCAGGGAUUGGACUUAUUACUGGUUGUGCAGAGCUGCCGUGGAGACAAGAAUCUGCAGGCUGUAAUCCUCAGAGGUCCAUCAUUCAUCCGAGUGCCCAAAGAUCGAAGGAACGUGAGGCGAUUCCCCCCCCCCCCCCCUCGUUCUGUGGGAUAAGCUCGUCAGCUGAUGCCCGCAUUGGAGGAUUGUUGAAGGAUAUGCUUGUGGUGAUGAGCAAGCCGGCACCGGCCCGGCGCGUGUCGCCGGUGCCCUUGAUUGGGUCCACUGCCGUCUUGCUGCUACUCUCCGCGCUUCCGCUUUGUCAGCCCUACACUUAUGAACAAGACGUGUUUGCGAUAAAUGGCUUGUACACGGCACUUGGAUCACCAGGGCUGCCUAAUUGGAUUACAAACGGUGGUGACCCCUGCACUGAGGGAUGGCAGGGUGUUUCAUGCGUGGCCUCAAAUAUCACCUCCAUAAUUCUCAGCGGUGCAAAUUUGGGCGGACAGCUGGGUAACACUUUGGGGAAUUUCACGUCGUUAAUCACCUUGGAUCUUAGCAACAAUAAUAUUGGCGGAACCAUACCAGAUGGUCUACCAGUCACAAUGCAGAAAUUUUUCCUUUCGGCUAACCAGCUAAGUGGUCGCCUCCCGAGUAGCUUGUCAGCACUGACACUUUUGACAAGCAUGUCGCUCAAUAACAAUCAUUUGGUUGGAGAGAUACCAGAUAUAUUUUCAGCAUUCACUGAACUUGCAAAUUUAGAUUUUUCUUCUAACAACUUGACCGGUCCAUUGCCACCUUCAAUGGGGAACUUGACAGCAUUGACUAGCCUGCAUAUUCAGGACAACCAAAUAUCUGGAACCCUUAAUGUGUUGCAAGAUCUCCCUCUCCAAGAUUUGAACAUAGAAAACAAUCUUUUCUCUGGCCCCGUGCCUGUAAAGUUACUGAACUUGCCAAACUUUAAAAAGGAUGGGAACCCAUUCAAUACCAGCAUAGCCCCAUCCGCACAGCCUCCGGCAGCACCGACACCAUUACCAUCACCUUCAACAGGGCAUGUCCCCUCAAAAGAACCUGCAAAUUCUUCUAAUGUUCCAGGAGGAAGUACUCCCGCCCCAGCAUCAGGAAAACAUACUGUUUCUAUAGUCAAAUUAGUCGGAUAUAUUCUUGUCGGGGUAGUAUCAGCAGUCGUUUUUGUGCUAAUGGCAAUGUACUGUUUAUCCAAGUACAAAGAAAGAAAGUCAAGGGAUGACGUUUAUACAAAAGGCCAGAUAGGAAGGGUGCCUCAGAGGCUUGGAGAACCUAAAACCAAGGAAGAAGCAGAAAUCAAGGAGCCGCCAGUAAAACUCAAGAAUAAUGUUGGGAAAGCUUCAAAUGUUGUUUCUGAAGCAAGAGAGGAGCAGAAGUUGAAUAUGCCAACAGCAGCAGUUUCAAAUGUGGUUUAUAAUGCAAGGGAUGGGCGGAAGUUAGAUUCACCGGUGACAGCUGCUCCUGGGGUGGUUACAAUGAAGCAAAAAGAGCAUGUAAUUGAUAUGGAAAAGGCCGAUAAUUUUGUUGAGGAACAAUUGCAUUCUCCCCAUCCUGUUGCACUGCGUACUGAAAAAGUCAUUGUCAAUCCCAGUGUUCGUACUAGAAAGGGAAGAGUACCUUCAGUUGGAAAGGUGGACCUGACAACUGCUGUUAAGUCCUUUUCCAUUUCAUCCCUUCAACAAUAUACCAAUAGUUUCAGUGAAGAAAAUUUCAUUAGAGAUAGCAGGUUCGGUAAGGUAUAUCUGGCAGAGCUUCCUGAUGGAGAGCUACUGGAAGUUUUGAAGAUUGAUGCUUCUAACUCAAAAAUACCAGCAGAUGCCUUUCUAGAACUAGUUGUGAACAUUUCUGAACUGAGGCAUCCUAACAUACUUGGGCUUGUUGGAUACUGUGCGGAAUUUGAGCAGCGUCUACUUGUCUAUGAGCACUGUAGCAAGAUGACCCUACAUGAUGAACUCCAUUAUGUAGAUGACUCAAACAAGCCAUUGUCAUGGAAUGCUCGCCUCCAGGUUGCUGUGGGGGCUGCGAAAGCAUUACAACAUCUUCAUGAUGGCUGCCAACCACCAAUUGUACAUCAGAAUUUCGAACCAUCUGUUGUUCUUCUCAACAGCACCUUGGUCGUGCAUAUUUCUGAAUGUGGUCUUGCAGCAUUAGCUUCAAAAUCAGUAUCUCAGUUGUCUGGCCACACCUUAUUCCAUUAUGAAGCCCCUGAAGUGCAUGAAUCUGGAUCAUUAAGUGAUAGAAGUGAUGUUUACAGCUUUGGUGUUGUUAUGUUGGAACUUCUUACAGGGCGGAAACCUUAUGACAGUUCACGUCCACGCGCUGAACAACAUCUAGUGCGAUGGGCCACUUCUCAGCUCUACGACAUUGAUGCCAUAUCAAAGAUGGUAGAUCCUUCCAUUCAAGGGCAAUGUUCUGAAAAGGCAUUGUCACGUUUUGCUGACGUUAUUAGCCGCUGUAUUCAGCACGAGCCAGAAUUUAGGCCACCAAUGUCUGAAGUUGUCCAAGACUUGACUCGCAUGGUAAGUAAUGCAACGAGGGCUUCCAUGUAGGUGCUCCCUGAAGGAGCAAAAAAUAAAUGCACCUCAUUUUGGAAUGUCAUGUGGAGCCUCUUGCCAGAUGUAGUUCUCUCUAGCCAUGUUGCCUGGUUGCAAAGAUGCAUUUGGUGAUCAUUGAUGCAGUAGUAGGAUGGAGUGAUAUGCUGGUUCCUCCACAUUUCUGACCGGUGCAAGCAGGAUGAAGGAUGCAAGAAUGCCCCUCAUUUUGUCCAUUGCCAAUCAUGCUCCUCUGAUUGAUUUAUGCUUCGAAACCAUUGUUGUACUUCUGUAGUCUGCACUAUCAACAUUUCUCAGUUCGUGAAUCUGCAGGGUUCUCUAGACCUAUGUAAAUACCGAGAAGUGGAACAAAUAUGUUAGUUUGCUCCUA